CGGGCAGUCUGUCGGCUGCGUGCCCGGCCCGCGUAGACCCGCGUCUUCGAGGCGUCAGCGUGUGGACUACACUCGCAUCCUGGCGGACCUGGCGGACCUGGCGGCGGCGCGGCACGCUCUUGACGCGGGGCCAACAUUUGGACGAGGGAAGCGCCUUGCCUUGGUGCACAAACAGACUUGGCGCGGCGAACUCCCCAACGCCCCGCCAGCCGCCAGCCGCAUGCGUACACAAGCCGCCCGGGGCGGCGCUCUAACUCAGCUAUUUCAUGCGGCGAGUGUUUCGCGUUUCGCGCCAAGUGCAGGAAAUUGUGAAUGGUGACGCUAAGCAACAUGAGUUCAACCCUGGUGGAGACCGUGUCCAUCAACUACGAGGACUUCAAUGAGAGUUUCCUCACCUGCGGUACCUGUCUGUGCAUGUACGAUGGCGGCGAGCACACGCCCAAGCUGCUGCCGUGCUCGCACACGGUGUGCCUGCACUGCCUCACGAGGAUCGCGGCCUCGCAGACCAGGGACACGGGCACGUUCCGCUGCCCCAUCUGCCGGGAGCUCAUCACCAUCCCCCGCGGCGGCGUGCCCGCCCUGCCCCCCUCCUUCCUCGUCAACCAGCUGCUGGACCUCAUGUCGCGCCAGCGCCGCGAGGUGGUGCCCAAGUGCGCCACGCACCUCAACCAGGAGCUGCUGUUCUGCGAGACGUGCGACUCUGUGUUCUGCACGCUGUGUGCAGGGGGCAGCCACAGCAACGGGCCCGGCGAGCACACCAUCAUCCCCUUCUCCAUUGCCAUCAAGCGCAUGUCCGAGAUCCUCCUUUAUAAGGCCAACGAGUGCAUCGCCAAGCUGUCGCAGGCCGAGGAGGCCGUGUCCGCGGAGCUGCAGCGGCUGGACGUGGCGACCGAGACGUGCCUGGAGCAGGUCUCCAGCUCCAUCGCCGAGCUGUCCGCGGCGCUGGACAAGCGGAAGGCGCAGCUGCUGGAGCAAGUGACGCAGGCCAGCCAGGCCAAGCGCAUCGUGCUGGAGGAGCAGCUGGCCCUCGUGGCCGCCGAGAAGCAGAAGGUGGAGAAGGAGUGCGACGGGCUGCAGUACCAGGUGGAGGUGCGGUCCAUCUCGCAGCGCAUCGCCAGCCUGGGCGUCAAGCUCGAGUCGGCCAGCACGCUGCACGAGCCGCGCGAGAACUCGUUCAUCACGUGCGAGUUGAAGCACAACGACAGCCUGAGCCAGGUGGAGACCGCGCUGGCGCGCCUGGGCCGCGUGCGCACCAGCACCACCUUCCCCAGCCUGUCGUCUGCCGUGCUGGAGAUGCCCGUGCCCGCGGUGGCGCGCCUGCCGGCCCUGGCCCGCCUCUGGACCGUGGACUACCACGGCUGCCCGCGCAAGACGGGCGGCGACCCCGUCACGGCGGAGCUGGUCGUGGACCCCGACGCGCCGGCCGCCGCCCCCGCCGCCCCCGCGCCAGCAGGGCCCGGCCAGGGCAGCCCCGCCGCACCGCCUCAGGUGCCUCAGGCGCCGCUGCCCUGCCAGGUGACGGACUGGGACGACGGCUCGUACACCAUCAGGUUCAGGCCGUGGGACGCGGGCAGGUACCUGCUCAAGCUGAGCGUCAUGGACCGGCCCAUCCAGAACUACCCCCUGAAGGUGGAGGUGACGCCGCACAACAACCCGGUGCGCACGUUCGGCGGCAGCCGCGGCCUGGGCAAGGCGGAGUUCCUGCAGCCCGUGGGCGUGGCGGUGGACGCAGAGGGCCGCUCGGCCUUCGUGCUGGACACGGGCAACUCGCGCAUCAAGGUGCUGUGCGCCGCGGACCUCUCCUUCCAGCGGCACAUCGAGACCGCCGAGCUGGCCGGCCGCUCCUGCACGGGCAUCGCCUGCACCAAGGAGCACGGCCUGGUGGUGGUGAACUGGCGCACCAAGCAGGUGAUCGAGAUGACGGAAGAGGGUGAGGUGGUGCGCACGUUCACGCACGCCGGCUUCCAGGAGCCCAUCGCCCUGGCCGUCGAGGCCACCUUCGGGCACAUCCUGGUGGCCGACAACGGCGCGUGCUGCGUGUUCGUCUUCGACAGCGGUGGCAAGCCGCUCUUCCAGGUGGGGCGUAAGGGCAGCGGACCGGGCUGCUUCAGCAUGAUCUCAGGCGUGGCGGCCGCGCCGUCCGGGGAGAUCCUGGUGGCCGAGAACGACCGGGUGCACGUGUUCACGGCCAAGGGGGACUUUCAGGAGACACUCACCACCGACGCCAAAGGCAAGGGCCGCAUCGGCGGGCUGGCGUGCGACGCCGAGGGCCGCAUCGUGGCCACGCGGGUGGACAAGGCGCGCGCCUACGUGCACGUGCUCUCCCUCAAGGGCCAGGUCGUCAACACCGUGGACUCGCACGACGCGCCGCUCAAGCGGCCGUGCGGCCUCGCCGUCACCAGCGACCAGCACGUGGUCGUCGUGGACCUGGGCAACGACACCGUCAGCAAGUACCGCUACUGGUAGCGCAGCCUGGCGCAGUCCCUGGCAUCCUCAGCCAGUCAUCUAGUCGGCCGGAGUGGACGUUGAAGUGUGUGCUUGUGUGAUAGAGCGUGAGCGUGUGUAUGUGUGUGUGUGACUGGACCUGCAAGCAGUGUGAUGUGCUCGGUCGGGGCCUGGUUCGCCUCCUGGAGGAACAAUGCAGCGUUGGGCGUUGUCUGAUUCAUCGUACUGCCAUCGUCUCGCUCAACCUAACCGCCCACGGCAAUGAGUUCCUCCUUGUGUCGGCCUCGAAACGGAGUUGAACCCGUGUCUCCCGCCCAGCGAUGCGCGGGCACGCCUCCAUGCUGUGUUUCAAGUUUCCAUUCUUGUGAUUUCUUUCUCUAGAUUACGUUGUGUAGUUAUGUUAGGAACUCAACUAAUUGAUGAAUGUCGAAAGUGACGGGGGCACUUUGCAUAGAACCAAAGGAAGUGCCAUAGAGUGCAGGGCGACAGGGCAGCAUCGAUGAAUACAGGUUGCAACUGAUGUGUUAGUUUUUAGAUUUCUUAUUAAAUCAAAUCUUGCACAAUAUGUUAUAAAAAAAUCUGCAUGGGUGUGCCCCUGUUUGCCAUAAUCGCACGGGCCUGUUAUUGUUUGAAGAAAUGUUAUUGUUGUGAGACUGUUGAAGCAUUUUGCAAGCUGACAUAAAUAUGUCUUUCCUUAGAGUGAUUGUUGCAGAUUAAUUGUUAUGUAUGUGAAAUAGAUGUGUAUAGAAUGGUGGUUUGGAAACUGUUAUGAGAUAGUGGUGAUAUUUAAUUUAAAGACUCCACUGGUGAAGUCAGAAUAUGGUAUGCUUACUCUGCGCAACCACAUAAAUAAAGAAUUUUAUAAUUUACAACUUCUAGCACCUUAAAAUUGAGUUGAAGAGAAAUGAAUAAGGCCUUGUUGGUUUGACCAAUUCUGUUUAUGGUUUUGUAAUUUUUUUUCCUUGUUGCAUUGCCUGAAGGAAUACUGAGGUUGAAUCAAAAGUGGAGUAAGCAUAUGCGGAAUGUGCCAAGGGCUUCUAUCGUGCCAUUAUGCAUUCAGUAUUUUGAGAGUCCAAACACCAUUUAUACUUUGGCCGUGCUCUUGUAACAGUAUGGAACUCUUAUUGGCUAGAAGGGUAGUGCCACAACCUUUUUGCAAAAUGUCAUAAAUUUGUUCUUAAUUUGCUCACUGAUGUGUUUCCUCAUGACUUGGGUUUUUUUAAGUGUUCAUUUUUUAAGUGAUUGUUUUCAAUCCACCUUCUGCCUUUCUCCUAUUUUGUCAUUUUUUUCUGCAUUGACUGAUGGGUCUUCAAUGGUAAAAUUAAUUAGCCAUUUUGAGGGUGCCUUUUCAUUGUCUCAAAGACCCAUUCCAAUUGACCUAGUCGUUUCUGGCAUUUCCUAUGAAACGAAGCAUUUUUUUAUACUUAUUUAUUGUUUCUUUUUUGUAAUGAUUAGCUUUAGGUAUUAUUUUUAAAUUGUCAACGCCAAUAUUAAUAUGCCAUCUUAAACCAGAAAUGUCUCUAGUUUCUUGGAAAUUUUCUAUCAGUGGCCAUGUACUUAUUGUUAAAAUGUGUUUUCAUCCUCUCAAUUUCAAAGAGUGCAAAAAUUACUAGCUGAUGUUGCAAUUUUUGACUGUGAAGUAAACUAUCGCUUUCCUUAUC
Molecule: messenger RNA, 4106 nt
Organism: Thrips palmi
Lineage: Eukaryota; Metazoa; Arthropoda; Insecta; Thysanoptera; Thripidae
Product: tripartite motif-containing protein 2-like
Exons: 10
Coding region: 313-2466 (717 amino acids)
Biological process (GO): protein polyubiquitination; proteasome-mediated ubiquitin-dependent protein catabolic process; negative regulation of translation
Molecular function (GO): protein binding; translation repressor activity; zinc ion binding
Source: RefSeq, a predicted model, not a curated record